AUGGCACCUCAUCGCCCCAUCACAGCAAGAAGACUAAACAGAAAACCCCUCGGAGACUGCACCAACACCACCAUCUCCCUCAAAUUCGCGAAUCCAAACCUCACUUCUUCUCUCAAGAGGUUAAUAAAUCAAACCUCCUCUCUCAAGGACAAGACACAAAACGACGCCGCCGUAACCACCGCUCCUCCUCCCAAGUCUCUCUCCACGAACCUGAGGCCCGUGACUCGCCGUGUCUCCGCCGAUCUGAGUUUUCCGUCGCCUACGCCUUCGAAACGCAAAGAUGUCGAUGAAUCGGAAGGUGUUUCCACGCGCGGAAGGCUUGUGACUCGCCGUGUGUGUACUAGCGAUUUGGAUUUUCCGGCGUCGCGUUGCUCCGGGGAGGUUAUGAUUUUAGGCGGAGUUGGUGGUGGUGGUGACAAGGAGGUUGCUGAGCGUUACUCGGUUUACACUGUUACAAGGAAGGCUGCUUCUGGUAGAAAAAAGAGUAACAAAGUAGCUUCUUCCUCUAGUGCAGUGGCUAGCCUUCGUCUUGACUUGAUACCUAACCCUGGGAAGAAAAGACGUCAAGCAAAUGAAAACACAGUCAAGACGUCGAAAGUGGCUCCCAUAAAGAGGCAGCGAACGACAAAGCAUGAGGAAGAUAAUGUGGCUAAUGGACUUUCUCAGGAGUAUAUCGAGAAGCAGAGAGCUUACUUUGCAGAGAUCGAUGCAUUUGAGCUUGCAGAAGAAGAGGUAUCUGAUAGCGACUUAGACUAAGUGAUAACUAUCUUAAGGAUAUCAUCAAUAACACACCUUAAUCCGUUCGUUCAUUCGUAUCACUGUAUAGCUAAGGCUUAUUCUCACACG
This is a messenger RNA of Eruca vesicaria subsp. sativa (arugula), 846 nucleotides long. The record is from the annotation of a GenBank genome assembly. NCBI's taxonomy places the organism in Eukaryota, Viridiplantae, Streptophyta, Magnoliopsida, Brassicales, Brassicaceae.